CAAGAGGAGGGGUAGAAGCAAACUGCGUAACCCUCUGCUGGUUGAAAUAGACGGGGCAGAAAGAUUGCCUUUCUGGGUCGUAGGCGCUUUACUGGAGCUUUGCUGCACUUUUAUGCGAAACGACAGCGGAUUUAGAAGACCUGCUGAGGUUUUCCGGGGUUCCUCUCCAGAAGUUCCUGUUCUUAGAUGGUAACAGAGAGCUUGAGAUAAGAGAGUGAAAAUGGCAGUGUGGAUCCAGGCCCAGCAGCUGCAGGGAGAUGCUCUACACCAGAUGCAGUCUCUCUACGGGCAACACUUCCCCAUAGAGGUGCGACACUACCUGUCCCAGUGGAUAGAGGGACAACUCUGGGAUGCGAUAGAUUUAGAGAACCCUCAGGAGGAGAUUAAAGCCAAGCGUUUAUUGGACAGCCUGAUCCAGGAACUACAGAAGAAAGCAGAGCAUCAAGUGGGAGAGGAUGGCUUCUUACUCAAGAUCAAAUUAGGACAUUAUGCUUCACAGCUAAAGAGCACGUAUGACCGCUGUCCCCUGGAGCUGGUGAGGUGCAUCAAACACAUCCUGUACACAGAGCAAAGACUUGUCAGAGAGGCCACUAAUUCGAGCUCACCGGUGGGCGGCCUGAUGGACAGCAUGUCGCAGAAGUACCAUCAGAUAAACCAGGCAUUCGAGGAGCUCAGAGUAUUGACCCAGGACACAGAGAAUGAUCUCCGGAAACUACAGCACAACCAGGAGUACUUCAUUAUACAGUACCAGGAGAGCCUCAGAAUACAGGCUCAGUUAUCAAGUCUGGCCACGCUGCCUCCAGCAGACCGACAGCUCCGAGAGCCCAGCCUGCUCAGCAAGAGAGCCACAGUAGAGGCCUGGCUGACCCGAGAGGCCAACACCCUGCAGAAAUACAGACUGGGCUUGGCAGAGAAGCAUCAGAAGACACUGGCAUUGCUACGGAAACAGCAGACGGUGAUUCUUGACGACGAGCUGAUUCAGUGGAAGAGACGUCAACAACUGGCUGGUAACGGUGGGCCGCCCGAGGGAGGACUGGACAUACUACAGUCAUGGUGUGAGAAGCUAGCAGAAACCAUUUGGCAGAAUCGUCAGCAGAUCCGGAGGGCGGAGCAUCUGAGACAGCAGCUGCCCAUUCCCGGCCCCAUCGAAGAGAUGCUGACCGAACUCAACAGCACUGUCACGGACAUCAUCUCCACUUUAGUCACUAGUACCUUCAUCAUCGAAAAGCAGCCACCUCAGGUGCUGAAAACACAAACUAAAUUUGCAGCGACAGUGCGUUUGCUGGUAGGUGGCAAACUGAAUGUGCACAUGAACCCACCGCAGGUCAAAGCCACCAUCAUCAGUGAGCAACAGGCCAAGGCCCUGCUCAAGAAUGAAAACACCAGAAAUGACAUCAGUGGUGAGAUCUUGAAUAACAACUGUGUGAUGGAGUACCACCAGACCACAGGCACUCUAAGUGCACACUUUAGAAACAUGUCUCUGAAGCGGAUCAGGCGUUCAGACCGUCGCGGGGCAGAGUCUGUUACCGAGGAGAAGUUUACCAUUUUGUUUGAAUCACAGUUCAGUGUUGGGGGAAAUGAGUUGGUAUUUCAGGUUAAGACUCUCUCUUUGCCUGUGGUGGUAAUUGUUCAUGGAAGUCAAGACAACAAUGCCACUGCAACAGUUUUGUGGGAUAAUGCAUUUGCUGAACCGGGACGGGUGCCUUUCAUUGUGCCCGACAAGGUGUUAUGGCCGCAGUUGUGUGAGGCUCUGAAUAUGAAGUACAAGGCCGAGGUGCAAUCAAAUCGAGGUCUGUCUGAGGGGAAUCUUGUCUUUCUAGCUCAGAAAGCCUUCAGCAGCUCCAGCGUCAACCCGGAGGACUACCGCAACAUGACCAUGACCUGGUCACAGUUUAACAGGGAGAGUUUACCAGGCAGGAACUUCACUUUUUGGCAGUGGUUUGAUGGUGUGAUGGAGCUUACUAAAAAACACCUGAAGCCUCACUGGAAUGACGGGGCGAUUCUUGGCUUUGUGAAUAAACAGCAAGCUCAGGACAUGCUGAUGUCCAAACCCAACGGAACCUUCCUGUUGCGCUUCAGUGAUUCAGAAAUUGGUGGUAUCACCAUAGCCUGGGUGGCAGAGAACCCUAACAAAGCAGGAGAAAGGAUGGUGUGGAACCUCAUGCCAUACACAACCAAAGACUUCUCUAUCCGCUCCUUGGCGGAUCGCAUCAGCGACCUGAAUCAUCUCCUGUUCCUCUAUCCUGACCGGCCCAAAGACGAUGUCUUCUCCAAAUACUACACCCCACCACUGUCUAAAGCUGUGGACGGAUACGUAAAACCACAGAUCAAACAAGUAGUUCCAGAGUUUGCAACACCUAACCCUGACCCUGCAGCAAACCCCACCUACAUGGACCACGCCGCAUCUCCAGCUGUCAGUCAGCCUCAUGCCUAUGGACUCUAUCCUCCCAUUGGAGACCCUAUGCUGGACGCUGAUGGCGAUUUCGAUCUGGACGACACCAUGGAUGUAGCGAGGCAUGUAGAGGAACUGCUCCGUCGACCGAUGGAGGGCCAAUGGACCGGACCUGUCUCUCCAAAUGUGCCUUUACUCCAGUCACAACCAUCCUCGGUCAUCUCUGGUCGGUCACGCAUGAGAGACUCUGGAGGGACACUAACAGCAGAACGCGCGAUGGCUGAGCCGCAGGCUUCCGAAUCCGUGGCGGGACCCUUGUACGAGCCCAUCUCCGAGGCGACCACCCCGACCCGGGACGUAGCGGCAGCGGCGGCGGCGCUGAACAUCAGCGAUACCUACCAGACAUACCUGGACGUGUCGGUGGCUGGGCACCCGGUGUACGGGGCCGAGGGGGUGUACUCUAACGGACGGUACAGGGAGCACAGCAGCCCGCGGAUCUGUACCCGAAUCCGCGACAGUUCUGCAGAGAGGUGCACCGGCACCGGGAAUCCACCUUGCGGUAUUAUGAAGGAUGGUUCAAAACAGAAGCAGGCAAGAAAGAAGACUGUCUCAUUUAGCUCCAUGCCAAGUGACCGCAAGAUGAACAGCACAGCCGCCUGCAUGGCCUUCAUGAUGGAAGGCUGUGAGAUGAAGAAAGUUCGCUCCAAUUCUCGCAUGUACAAUCGUUACUUCCUGUUGGACCCUGACAUGCGCUGGCUCCGCUGGGAGCCAUCAAAGAAAGACUCAGAGAAGGCAAAGCUUGAGAUCAAGAGCAUCAAAGAAGUUCGAUUGGGGAAAAAAACACCAAUCCUUCGCAGCAACGGCCUCUCGGAUCAGUUCCCAGAUGAGUGUGCUUUCUCAAUUAUAUAUGGAGACAACUACGAGUCCCUAGAUCUGGUCGCCAGCACGGCAGAUGUGGUUAGCACCUGGGUGAUGGGACUGCGGUACCUGGUCUCAUAUGGGCGGCACAUGGUGGGUGUAGUCGAACCAAGUCAACCCAGUGUGAGAACAUCCUGGAUUGGGUCCAUGUUUGAGCUAGCUGAUCCAGAAAGUAAAGGAUACAUUGACCUGUUCCGGGCCACCCAAAUCAUCAAGGGUCUCAAUCCUGGCAUGAGGGAGUCUCGUAUUGAACUGAAGUUCAAAGAGCUACAAAAGGCAAAGGACUGCUAUGGUGAAGGCAUUGAUUUAGACAUAUUUGUGGAGGCAUACUGUGAGCUGUGCACACGUCCUGAGAUCUUUUUCUUGCUGGUGCAGUUCUCCAGCAACAAAGAGUACCUGGACUCCAAGGACUUAAUGCUCUUUGUGGAGGUGGAGCAGGGAGUCGAGGGAGUCACCGAGGAAAUGUGUCGGGAGAUUGUUCGCAAAUAUGAACCCUCCGUGGAAGGACGUGACAAUGGCUACUUGUCCAUAGAUGGCUUCACACACUACCUCCUGUCAUCUGAGUGCCAUAUUUUUGACCCACAGCACAAGCAUGUUUGUCAGGAUAUGACACAGCCCCUUUCACACUACUACAUCAACUCUUCCCACAAUGCCUCACUUUUGGAAGAUCAAUACUGGGUCUCAUCAGACCUCAGCAGCUAUGUUCGGGCUCUACGUAUGGGUUGUCGAAGCCUGGAGGUUGUAGUCUGGGAUGGCGUUGACUGUGAGCCAGUGGUCUAUGUCCGUAGCUCUGUUGCCUCCCAGCUGGCCUUCUGUAAAGUUCUAGAUGUCAUUAACCAGUAUGCCUUUGAGAGUUCAGAGUAUCCAAUAAUCCUCUGUCUUGUCACACACUGCAGUGUUCCCCAGCAGAGGGUCAUGGCUCAACACCUGAAAAAGAUCCUUGGGGACAAAUUGCACACUGAUCCUCCCAAUAUGGAGAAUCACUACUUGCCCUCCCCUGAAAAACUCAAGGGAAAGAUACUCAUCAAAGGGAAGAGUCUGCCUUCAGAUUCGCAAGACUCUGAAGGGGAGGUCACGGAUGAAGAAGAAGGUUCCGAAAUGUCUAGGAGAAUGAUGGAUGGAGACGAUAUGGACCAGCUCAAUGGGAUUGGCUGUAAACGGUUACGACUCUGCAAAGAACUUUCUGACCUAGUCACCCUGUGCAAGUCUGUUCAGUUCCAUGACUUUGAGACAUCGAAACGGGAACAGAAGUAUUGGGAGAUUUGCUCCUUUAACGAGGUUGAUGCCAACCGCUUUGCCAAUGAGUUUCCUGAGGACUUUGUCUCCUACAAUAAGCGUUUUCUGUCAAGGGUGUACCCUACACCCAUGCGCAUUGAUGCAAGCAACAUGAAUCCACAGGACUUCUGGAAGUGUGGUUGUCAAAUUGUUGCCAUGAAUUACCAGACUCCAGGUUUGAUGAUGGAUUUGAACCUUGGUUGGUUUAGGCAAAAUGGCAACUGCGGCUAUGUCCUACGUCCAGCCAUAAUGCGUGAGGAGGUGUCAUAUUUCAGUGCCAAUGCUCGUGACUCACUUCCUGGAGUCUCAGCCCAACUUCUUCACAUCAAGGUGAUCAGCGGUCAAAACCUACCAAAGCCUCGAGGCUCAGCUGCUAAAGGUGAUGUGGUAGAGCCGUACAUCUAUGUGGAGAUUCACGGAAUUCCUGCAGACUGCGCAGAACAACGCACAAAAACUGUCUCUCAAAAUGGUGACAAUCCGAUAUUUGAUGAAAGCUUUGAGUUCCAGAUCAACCUUCCUGAAUUGGCUGCUUUGCGUUUUGUUGUCCUUGAUGAUGACUACAUUGGCGAUGAAUUUAUUGGCCAGUACACCAUUCCUUUUGAGUGCCUGCUUCCUGGUUACCGCCACUUACCACUGCAGUCACUUACAGGGGAGUUUUUGCAAAACACCACGCUUUUUGUUCAUGUUGCUAUUACAAAUCGGCGAGGUGGGGGCAAGGCCCAUAAGAGGGGUCUCUCUGUGAGAAAGGGUCGUAAAGCAAGGGAAUACACCUCCACUAAGACCACAGGGAUCAAGGUGGUAGAUGAGCUCUUCAGGGCAUCAACCCAGCCAAUAAGGGAAGCAACAGACCUACGAGAAAAUGUGCAGAAUGCCAUGGUGUCAUUCAAGGAGCUCUGCGGUUUGACUCCGGCAGCUAACAUGAAACAGUGUAUCCUGACUGUGUCCUCCUGGCUGAUGAACAGCGAGCGAGCUCAGCGGGUAACAGUAGAUCUGAGCGGGGCCUACCCCACCAUGGAGGCCCAUGGCCCCGUUCCAGAGCUACUGCGUAAAGUGCUCACCGCUUAUGACACGAUGAUCCAGACGAGUCGCACACUGAUCGAAUCAGCCGAUGGCUUGUACUCUAAACUUACACAAGCACAGCGAGCAGGAUUGGACUUUCAUGAGGAUCUGCAUCGGAUCGGGGCGAGAGAAGGACUGAAAGGGAGGAAGUUACAGAAGGCCAUGGAGAGUUACGCUUGGAACAUCACUGUGCUGAAGGGCCAGGCAGACUUGCUGAAGCAUGCUAAAGGAGAAGCGGUAGACACUUUGCGACAGAUUCACUGUGCUGCUCACUCGUGCGGCUUGGCCAAGAGCGGAGCCUCCACAUCUCCUGCCUCUCCUCUACUGCCCCCCCACGCACGGCCCCUGCACACCAUCCACGAGACUGAGCCAGACAACACCACCCCGCACUGAGAGAGACAAGGUUUUUUUAGUUUAUCCAUUUUGUGAGGAAGGGAGACCAGGGAAAGGGAGUCAGGUGGGUUGAUUCAGUGAAGGACACACAGGAGACAGUUUAACUUUGAUCAAUGUGCUUUACUUUCUUCCCAGCUCCUCCAUGCCUGCUGGGCUCAGGUCUUACAUUAGUAUCCCCAGCGUGGAGUCAUGUUUUAAAGGAUUAUAGUGACCUACUCUUCUGUGAACACAACUGCUGUUGAAAAUAAGCUGUGAUCACUUACUCUAUCCAAGACUCCAGUCAAAACCCCUGGAGUCAUUUAUUCAAUGAAAAUGAACAUUUUGUCAUCAUUUGUUCAACCUAAAGUCGUUCCAAACCUGUGUGACUUUCUUCCAUCGAACAC
Molecule: messenger RNA, 6420 nt
Organism: Carassius carassius (crucian carp)
Lineage: Eukaryota; Metazoa; Chordata; Actinopteri; Cypriniformes; Cyprinidae
Product: inactive phospholipase C-like protein 2
Exons: 27
Coding region: 221-6037 (1938 amino acids)
Biological process (GO): regulation of DNA-templated transcription; intracellular signal transduction; lipid metabolic process
Molecular function (GO): phosphatidylinositol-4,5-bisphosphate phospholipase C activity; DNA-binding transcription factor activity; DNA binding
Source: RefSeq, a predicted model, not a curated record